AUGCAGGCGAGCGUUCCCGGACUUAUGGCUGAGGCACGACUACCUUCCAAACUGAUCUCGUUGCUAGCCGCAGCGAGGGUCACUGAUCAUCGAACCAUCAUCGCGCAGUGGGAUACAUCGAACCUUUCUCAGGAUCGGAAGCACGAGCCUUUUGCCAGCUGCGCAUACUGGCUGAUAACCCAUGCCGCGGAUGAGGAAUCAAAAGCGUUCUUGGAGACGUAUGUUUUUCCACCUUUGAAACCAACUUCUUCUAUCUCCGCCCUGCUGUAUGAUACCUUUGCCAUUGCCAGUUUACAUAGAGAUAUAGGUAUCCUCUUACGAUCAACUACGCUGAAAGAAAAACCGACAAGCCGUCUAUUUCCUUCACUCUUAAAACUAUCUACGUCUGCAGCUCUUUCAGAACAGCGCGACCCUAAGCAUCGCCGCCUUCGUGACAGUCCAUUCUGUUUGUGUCUCGCUGAUGCGAAGCUUAAAUAUUACCGAGACUCUCUGCAUGUGCUUCACUUGCAGUCAUCAGUGCUCUCCACUUUCGAGGCAAGAAAAGGCAUGAAUCUGGGCGGGCCUAGUCGCAAACCCCCUGUUGAAAUUCGAGAGAACAUUGACAGGAUGUCAAUUCCUGUCUUGUUCCACGUUAAGAUCCUAAUAGCAUGGAGAAUUAUUACGAAUGUCACAGUCGAACUACCUAAAUUGUACUGCACAUAUUUGCAAAAGAGCGAAUAUUAA
Messenger RNA from Lindgomyces ingoldianus, 723 nucleotides. RefSeq lists its product as uncharacterized. Lineage: Eukaryota; Fungi; Ascomycota; Dothideomycetes; Pleosporales; Lindgomycetaceae. The transcript is spliced from 6 exons. The coding region runs from base 1 to 723 and encodes 240 amino acids. The record is from RefSeq and is a predicted model, not a curated record.